UCCUAACACCAGCAGAACUCCCAACAGCUGGGUUUAAAACCCAACCCACGGAGGGGUCGGUCCAGAAGAGUCAGUCGACCCGGUACAGGUUCUGCUGAGGAACAAAACGUCUUAGUGAGCAGAAACCAAAAGAACCAGAACUGAACCCGAAGGCCACCGGGUCCAGUUAACUUGUUCAGGCCACGAAAUCACACGACUUCCUUUCCUCCAAUCACGUGGCUGCUGAGCAGAUCCGGUUGCUGUGUUUGUCCUGACCCAGACCGAUCCGAACCACUGGACCGGACCACGGAAACCACUCUUGGGUUUAGUUGUGGUGUUCUGGCUGACUGUUCACACCUGGUAUCAAAACCUUCCAGAGGCUUCUGGCCCGUUAGUUCACAUGUCAUUAAUCACUCGGAGUCAGCAGGUCACCCAGACUUGGGUUCUCAUUUUCAACCUUAGCUGACGGGUCGAGUCGGGCCGACUAAUUCAGAACCGCUACAAACGAGUGUUUAAUACUCGACCAAUCGUGUUAGCUUGCUGCGCCAGGAUGCAGCUGCUGUAAAACAGCCAUCCUUGUGAUGCGCCGACUCAACAUAAAGACAAGAUAAGCUCGUCAAACAACGGCGGUCUCGUGUGCGUCGCCGACGAGUUCAACAGCGCCUCGGUCGCAACGCUUGAGUGUGGCUGGCAAUGUAGCGGGAUACAAUAAAUCACGAGCGUCGGAGCAAACGUGUCACAAACGUGCGCUAAAGAUCAUGAACUCCCCGUCGCUACUGUUGAUGUUCGUAGGUAACGAGGAGCUUAACGAGGCGACUGCUCGUUCUCGUCGCCCACGGCGAUGUGCGUCGCCGUUGUGCUCCCGUGAAAGGAAGGUUCUACUUUGCAGAUUUUACACUGUACCCGCUUCUCUUUUAUCUUCGUAAAUGCUCCCAAACUUGCUGGCUCGCCACGAUGCCGUUUUUCUGGGGACGCGACGGCCGACUCGGGUGGCCACUACUGCACGUGUGUUCCGAGCAGAAGGCAGCAGAAGGUGCCGCAGCAGUGUUGCUACAUAGAACAAACGAUGAUGUCGAUUGUUGCACGUUUCGUUUGUUGAUGUCAUCGCGACGAAUCGACUAAUCGUGGCAGCGCUAGAGGUUUGUGGUCGGACUGAGUUGGGUUUUGACACCAGAGAGUGAAAAAACGAGUGUCUUUGUGCCAAUUGUCAAAAUAAGGCUAAAGUCUGGUCAGUGUUCAGGUGCAGGAAACACGCCGACGGUUCACGAGAUGCUGCACACACGAUGGGCAGUGGUUGCUUACCGUAAUAAGCGUGGUAAGUGCUCCCUACUGUAAAACACCCUACAGUGUUGGCACCAGAUGAGUCGAUGUAUUUACCUACUUAUAAACUUAUUCUCUGUGGCUCGUCUUCACUGGUCACCUAGAACCUUCUGGUUCUGAUCUGUAACUGGCAACAGCCACAAAAGUCUUGGACCGGGAGUGAGAAAGUAAUUUUUUGUCUAGAAAAGUGGACUGCAGCGUCCACAUUUGACAGGAUGUAAUUUUUACUUUAUUUUUUACAUAUUGCACCAUUAAAGACAUGGAAAUUCUGGCUGAGUGUUCCAUGUGAUGAUGUCGGCCAGAUCUGGAUUGUGCUGCGGGUUGAAUUUUUGGGCCCAUUGUAAACUAACCCAGACCACCCCGGCAGGUCCCCCAGGUAUUUGGGUGAGGUGAAGAGAAGCAGAAUGUUAAAUCUUGGUACCAGGUUUGAACGGGUCCAGAUGUUUCUACCAAAACAAGCCAGAUCUCCCAAGUCUCCAGGUUCUGACCAGAUGAAAUGGGAGGUUCUGGUUGAUCUCAGACCUGCGAGUAACAAAACACAUCGGUUUUAGCGUUCCCAUCAGCUGAUCAUGUAGUUAGUUGUACCUGUGGACAGGUUCUGGCUCAGUAAAAACCCACCUGCUUCUCUGUUACUUGCUUUUGGUGACGUCUGCGUGUAAGCCGCCAGAACCAGACAUGGACUUGGACCUGGUUUGGAGUUCUGUCUGCCUGGACUCAUCAGCAAGAACUGAAGCUAAAAACAUCCCAUGGAGAAUCGAUGAGAAACCGGUGAAGAUCGACAAAUGGGAUGGAGCAGCAGUGAAAAAUUCCUUGGAUGAUGCUGCUAAGAAGGUGUUGCUGGAGAAGUACGGAUACCUGGAGACCUUCUGCCUGGUGGAUGGGCGGCUGCUCAUCUGUACGGUUUCCUGUCUGUUUGCAAUGCUGGCGCUGGUCUGGGACUACAUGUACCCAUUUCCUGAGUCCAGACCGGUCCUGGCCAGCUGCGUCAUCUCAUAUUUCAUCAUGAUGGGCAUCCUGACCCUCUACACAUCCUACAAGGAAAAGAACAUCUUCCUGGUUGCCCUGCAGAAAGAUCCAGCUGGGAUGGACCCAGACCACAUCUGGCAGCUAUCAUCCUCUCUCAAACGGUUUGAUGACCAGUAUACCCUCAGAAUCAGCUUCACGGAUGGGAAGACGAAGAACUCACGAGAUGCAGAGUUCACGCGGUCCGUCUCGGCGUUCUUCGAUGACAACGGUACUCUGGUGAUGGACCAGUUUGAGAAAAGUGUCUCCAAACUGCACGACACAUUGGCCGUGGAAAAGAAGACCAAAUAAGCCGAGUUGGACCCUCCUCCUUCUGGGCUCCUCUUUGGUUUCAGUUUGAUCCUAAACAUCUAAACUGGUUUCUUCAGCUGGAGGAAGCCAGAACCAUUCAGCAAAACCAGUUGCUCGUACUCUUCGCCCUGAUCUAGCCUCUCCUCAGGGUGAAACUGGGUCAACCGCCACUUAAACAAUAAAUCUGAUAAAAUCCUGUGCAACAUAAA
Molecule: messenger RNA, 2822 nt
Organism: Nothobranchius furzeri (turquoise killifish)
Lineage: Eukaryota; Metazoa; Chordata; Actinopteri; Cyprinodontiformes; Nothobranchiidae
Source: RefSeq, a predicted model, not a curated record